Molecule: messenger RNA, 823 nt
Organism: Camellia sinensis
Lineage: Eukaryota; Viridiplantae; Streptophyta; Magnoliopsida; Ericales; Theaceae
Source: RefSeq, a predicted model, not a curated record
GUGUACAAUAGAAUCUCCUUUCGAAAUAAUGUUCGGCGAGAACUCAAGCACAGUAGUGUUAGCAAUAAAACGGCCCCGUUUUAUAUUCAUUUCCUGGACGUGCUGCUCUUUGUUGCCCUAAGGACUUUUUCCCCUGUUCUUCUGCACCGGCGCCGCCGCCUCCUCCGCCGUUCAUCGUCGUCGGCACCAAGUUUCUUCCAAGUUUAAGUCCAUAUUAGCAAACCUUUUUCUUUACAGAAAGAAGUCAGAUACUUAAACGUCCUUCCCAUAUGGAUCCAGAGGCUGCACGCACGGCCCGGGAAUCCCUGGACUUGGUUUUUCACAUGUCAAACAUUCUUGACACUGGGCUUGAUCGUCACACCCUCUCUGUUCUUAUUGCCCUCUGUGACCUGGGUCUGAACCCAGAGGCACUGGCUGCUGUUGUCAAGGAGUUUCAAAGGGAACCUCCUUCCUCCACCCCAAUGCCAACAGCUUCGUCAUCUAUACCGUAGACAGGUUUGUGCUGCUGCAAACUAUCAGAGAGGCAGGAGAUUCUUCUUCUUUUCUGUUUCUUUUUUCUUUUUCUUUUUUCUUCCCCUUUGCUAUGCCCUUGUAUAUACAAGGUUCGACAAAUGGAGGUGGUAGUUUGCAUCGUUAUAGCAAUUGCUAAUCUUUCACUUUUGUGGAUGUUCUUCUGUUUUGGUUUUCUUCAGUUUCCUUUACUUUGUUCAAUGCCCUUUUUUCUUUGUACUUUUUUUUUUUUAUAUAAAUAUUAUUGUAUGAAAUGGCCUUAGAUAUAGUUUAAUGGAGAAGAAGAAUUCAUGCACCCAACUCUAUUUGAUGA